Molecule: messenger RNA, 2402 nt
Organism: Hyla sarda
Lineage: Eukaryota; Metazoa; Chordata; Amphibia; Anura; Hylidae
Gene: MAT2B
Product: methionine adenosyltransferase 2 non-catalytic beta subunit
Exons: 7
Coding region: 113-1117 (334 amino acids)
Biological process (GO): S-adenosylmethionine biosynthetic process
Cellular component (GO): methionine adenosyltransferase complex
Molecular function (GO): methionine adenosyltransferase regulator activity
Source: RefSeq, a predicted model, not a curated record
GCGGUCACAUGACGCACACACGUCAUCGAAUCCUCAGUGAGUAGGGUCUCGGGUAGCUCCCCCUCAGCCCUAAGUAUUUGCACAGCAGUGUAAGGAGCGGCUCCCUAGCGCUAUGGAGGGGAGAUGGCCCGAGUAUCACAUCCGAUUCCGACCCGGCUGGGUCGAGGUAGUGCAGGAUGAUGAUGAUGUUCCCAGCAGAAGAGCCUUGAUAACAGGGGCUACUGGUCUCCUCGGUCGAGCUGUAUACAAAGAGUUCAAGGACAACAACUGGCAUGUACUGGGUUGCGGGUACAGCCGGGCACGGCCUCGGUUUGAGUCACUUAAUCUGCUGGACACGUCUGCAGUGAAAGAACUGGUCCAAGACUUUAAGCCACAUGUGAUUGUCCAUUGCGCGGCUGAGAGAAGACCUGAUAUUGUUGAGAAUCAGCCAGAUUCUGCUGUCACGCUAAAUGUGGAUGCAUCUGAAAAUUUAGCUAAAGUAGCAGCUGCAGCCGGAGCGUUCCUCAUCUAUAUUAGCUCAGAUUAUAUUUUUGAUGGAACUAACCCUCCUUACAGAGAAGACUCUGUGCCCAAUCCAUUGAACCUGUAUGGUAAAACCAAGCUGGAAGGAGAACGAGUAGUGCUACAGAACAAUGAUGGUGCUGCAGUGCUUAGAGUCCCCGUGCUGUAUGGAGAUGUGGAGAAGAUAGAGGAGAGCGCAGUCACUAUUAUGUUUGACAAGGUGCAGUACAGUAACAAAUCCGCCAACAUGGACCACUGGCAGCAAAGGUUCCCCACGUAUGUGAAGGAUGUGGCCAGCGUUUGUCUACAGAUGUCAGAGAAAAAAAUUCAGGAUCCUUCGCUGAAGGGCAUUUUCCAUUGGUCUGGGAAUGAACAAAUGACAAAAUAUGAAAUUGCUUGCGCCAUGGCGGAUGCUUUCAACCUUCCCAGCAGCCACCUGAGACCAAUCACAGAUGAACCUGUUGGAGCGACUCCUCGUCCUUGGAACCCACAGCUUGACUGCUCCAGGCUGGAGGCCCUUGGCAUUGGACAGCGCACGCCCUUCAGAGCCGGCAUUAGGGAAUCCCUCUGGCCAUUUUUAGUUGAUAAAAAAUGGCGACAAACAGUUUUUCAUUAAUUUUUUCUUCCCUGUAGGUGAAAUUGAUAUUUUUACCUUUUUUUCUUUUCUUGAAGAAAUAUAGUUUUGUAUUGUUGUUGUUAAUACUUAUGCUCUGACAACGAAUGGUCAGUUCCGGUUACUAGGUUGAUGGCACACUUGAGCAUAAGGUUGAUUCUUCCAUCAUAUAUGUCAGCUUCCAGGUCAUUGAGGCAGAAGUAAAUUAGAAUAAUUUCUGUGAUUUAUUAUACUUGGCCUCCGUCAGAUGCUCCUGCUUUAUGUGCUGUUGUUAGAUACUACAACCCCUCAUGGCAGAUACAGCCAUAGAAUUAGUUUGUCAUUUACUGCUAAAGCACUGUACAAUUCGUACACAGUGUUAUACAACAUAGACCGGUGUUUCCCAACCAGGGUGCCUCCAGCUGUUGCAAAACUACAACUCCAAGCAUGCCCGGACAGCCAACGGCUGUCCGAGCAUGCUGGGAGUUGUAGUUUUUCUACAGCUGGAGGCAAUCUGGUUGGGAAACAUUGACCUAGACUCAUGCCCCGUUUCCUGCUUAUUCAUGGCAAUUUUUUUGAUUUUUUUUUUCACAAAGGAAACAGCAGAAUAUUUUGGAAGACACCCAGGUUGUGUCUGUACUGCCAGAAGGUAUGUUAAAGGGGUAUUCCACUUUUAGCCAAAAAAGAUUGCUUUUUGUAUAAUGAAACGGUAUACAAUUAUCCAGUCUGAUUUUUCCUCUCUGUUGCCAUCAAUGCAGUAUGGGGCCUUUUAUUGUAAAAUUUUGUCCAUCGAGUGGAUGUCUGUCCUGAUCAUGUGAUAUGACACAUGACAACGGUACUGUAACACCACCACAUGACCAGGACAGAUUGUUAUCCACCGGAAGUAUGCGAUGAAGUGUCUUUUUAAAGCCAUGAAAAAUUCAUACAGAAAGUAUAUUGAAAAAUUUUAUGGCUUUUCAUAUGCACAGAAUAUUGCUGAAAGCAGAGUACCUCCACAUUUAGUAAACAAGUAUAUGUCUGAACAAUACUUUCUCUUAUUGAGUCAGAAGAAUUGACUUUCAAAUUGUUUUGAAGAAAUAGGCCCAACAAAACAUGCUCCGUAUAGCACUUGUUCUGGUCUCUGUCUAGUGACAUACAUGUGAGGUACCAUACCUUUCUCUACAGUCUGUUCUUGUUAGCAAAUCCAGUCAUUUUUCUCCAGGUUUGGUUCAGUGUUCUUCUUCCUAGAGUUUAAUGAAACCUUAUUCAGCACUUUUUAUGUUGACUUAUUUGCUUGAGUACAAAAUAAAAUACUGUAUAUUUCUAGAAA